UCUCUGUCGCAUCAUGUGACUCGAGGCAACGCUCUUCCCCACCCGGAAUCCUUGCCCCUCCCCGCGAGCAGGUGGGCGUGGCCAGGACUCGCAUCAGGACCAGGAGCUGCGCCUGACGGAAAGCGAGAAACAUGGCGGAGAUGAGCAGCAUCACCCCGAGCUUCGAUAUAUCUCCAGUAGCAGCGGGAUUUGUCGGAGCUGCUGUUCUGGUGGUCUCCGUCUCAGUGACGGUCUUCAUCUGGACUUGUUGCCAUCACUGGGCACAGAAGAAACUGAAGAACCCACCAUACAAGUUCAUACAUAUGCUCAAGGGCAUCAGUAUCUAUCCCGAGUCACUGAGCAACAAAAAGACAAACGUUAGCAUCCGGCGAGACAAACCCCCUCCGGAGAGCGAUCCUGCCCAGAAUAAUCUUGUGGGGAACCACGGAGACGCUGGUUUGGUGAGGUCUGAGAAGGGUCCUAAUGGGCUGGCCACAGCCACCUGCACAGACCAUCUGCCAAUUAAUCUACAUUAUAGGGAUGAAGUCAGCCCAGGGCAGAGUCUGACUUCCAGCGGCAGCAAAUCUUCGUCCCCAUCAUCUCCAGAAGCCGAUGCUACCCUUGGCUCUCUCAGUCUCUCUGUGGAUUAUAAUUUUCCCAAGAAAGCCCUGGUGGUCACCAUCCAAGAGGCUCAUGGUCUCCCUGUUAUGGAUGAGCAAUCUCAGUGCUCUGACCCAUUCAUUAAGAUGACUAUACUGCCAGACAAGAAGCAUCGCGUCAAGACCCGGGUCCUUCGCAAGACCCUUGACCCAGUGUUUGAUGAGACCUUCACUUUUUAUGGUAUCCCAUACAGUCAGCUCCAGGACCUGGUACUUCACUUUCUGGUUUUGAGCUUCGAUCGCUUUUCUCGCGAUGAUGUAAUUGGGGAGGUUUUGGUUCCUCUUGCAGGGGUGGACCCCAGCACUGGCAAAGUACAAAUUACCAGAGAUGUCAUCAAGAGAAACUUUCAGAAAUGCCUGAGUCGGGGGGAGCUGCAGGUGUCCCUCUCUUACCAUCCGGUGGCCCAGAGAAUGACUGUGGUGGUGCUGAAAGCCAAACACUUGCCCAGAAUGGACAUCACCGGCCUCUCAGGUAACCCGUACGUUAAAGUGAACGUGUACUACAGCAGGAAGCGCAUUGCCAAGAAGAAGACGCAUGUUAAGAAGUGUACACUGAAUCCCGUCUUUAACGAGUCCUUCAUCUAUGAUAUCCCCGCUGACCUGCUUCCAGACAUCAGCAUUGAGUUCCUCCUCAUCGACUUUGACCGCACCAUUAAGAAUCAGGUGAUAGGUCGAGUGAUUUUAGGCGCUCACAGCGUUACUGCCCACGGAGUUGAACACUGGCGGGAGGUCUGCGAGAAGCCAAGGAAGUCAACGGCCAAGUGGCAUUGCCUGAGCGAGUACUAAAGGGCUCUUCUUGGGCUCGUGUGUACACAGCGUGGGCUGGAAGGGUUAUAUAAGGUCCAUUUUGUGUUUCCUUCUAUAACCCCACCAGUGACCAGGGCACCUUUACACGACUGGAGGUUGGCCCAUUACAGAUGGUGUUCACCUCGUAUUAGUGCUAGAUGAGACUUUGUUUUUAUAGGCAGUUGGCUCUUACAAUGAAAAGCAGGACAUUCUAACCCUAUUUACUAACGAGAGCAUAACUAAUCUCUACUUAUCUAUUCCUAUUCAGGACUAUACUCAAUUGCAUGUUUACCAAACACUGGACUCUGUACCCUUUCUAGAGCUUCAUAUUGAACCUGUGGCCAAACUCCUUGUUAGCCCUGCGCAUGUGCUGCCAUGUGGCUUCCCAGAGAGCUGAGCACAUUCCUAGGGUUGCUGGGAGUCAAUACUCAGAAUAGAUCUGCUUUUCCCCCAUGUACGGGUUGGGAACGGUACUCAUCAGCCCUGUAUAUUCCACAGCGUUGUAUGUGCUUGUGCUCCCUACUGUCUUGGACCAGCUUGUAUGUUGUAUGAGGCACUAAUCUGUGGAGACGGCUACAGCCAGACUUCACUGUUAUAACUCCCGCUCUAAGGCAUCGUCCGUUUCUCCGUAUUACAAGCGAGAGCAUUUUCCUCCUCAGUCAGCCCAUAGCACUGUACUCAUAUUAGUAGGAGUCCUGACAUGGUCAGUCUGUGUGAGCAUUCAUACAGGGAAUACGUUUGCUUUUCCUCGUUCCUAUUAGCUCCCUGUUUAUCUAUAGGAUAGCAGUCAAGUCAUGUGUAUAUGUGCAAUAGGUCUGCCUGCCUUCAUAUUGCCUCCUAUUAACUGCAAUUAUACUUCCCUAGAGCAGCACUAUUGUGCAAUAAUUGCCUUUAGUGGAGAAAAUCUCCCAGCAGCCUCAGAAUGAGGCUGAGUAUUGCUAUUCUGUAGUAGGAAGAUAUGGGUAGUGCUUGAAUGUCCCAUCAGCAAUGCAUGAGGGGCCAGAAACUCUGCAAUCAGAAUGUGGACUGUACUCCAAAAACACUAUUUUCCUACCAUAGAUAAACAGUAAUGACAAUUUCAUGGCUAUGUUCUCACUUUGACCAGGUCUGUUCUUUUUCUGUUCCAGGGCCAACAUUGUUCCUUUUGUGCUCAAUAACUAAGCUUUGCACACUUUUUGCUUCAUGACCAAAUAGCCUUGUUUUUUAUGUGCUCCAUGACCAUGCUUGCAUUACUGUGCUUCAUAACCGAGUUUGCAUCUAGGUGCUCCAUGACCGAGCUUGCUUCUCGGUGCUCCAUGACUGAGCUUGCAUCUAGGUCCAUGACUGAGCUGGCUUCUCGGUGCUCCAUGACCGAGCUUGCAUGUAGGUGCUCCAUGACCGAGCUUGCUUCUCGGUGCUCCAUGACUGAGCUUGCAUCUAGGUCCAUGACUGAGCUGGCUUCUCGGUGCUCCAUGACCGAGCUUGCAUGUAGGUGCUCCAUGACCGAGCUUGCUUCUCGGUGCUCCAUAACCGAGCUUGCAUCUAGGUGCUCCAUGACCGAGCUUGCUUCUCUGUGCUCCAUGACUGAGCUUGCAUCUAGGUCCAUGACUGAGCUGGCUUCUCGGUGCUCCAUGACCGAGCUUGCAUGUAGGUGCUCCAUGACCGAGCUUGCUUCUCGGUGCUCCAUAACCGAGCUUGCAUCUAGGUGCUCCAUGAUCGAGCUUGCUUCUCGGUGCUCCAUGACUGAGCUUGCUUUGGGUCAGGGGUCCCCAACCUUUCUUACCCAUGAGCCACAUUAAAAUAUAAACAGAGUUUUGGGAGCAACACUAGCAUGAAAGAAGUCCCUUGGGUGCCAUGAGUUAGGGUCAUGAGUGGACAGGAGGAUGUUUGGUGGUUCACCUGUUUUUUAUACAACCAAAACUUGCUUCCAAAGCAGGAAUUGAAACAUAAGCACCUGCUUUGAGGCCACUGGGAGCAACAUCUAAGGGUUGGUGGGCAACAUGUGGCUGGCAAACCACUGUUUGGGGAUCACUCCAUGACCAAGCUUGCUGCAAGGUGCUCCAUGACCGAGCUUGCAUCUAUGUGCUUCAUGACCACAUGUGACGCAGUGUUUUUCAUGCUCUAUGACUUUGUUUUUCUCCAGGCCUGUGUUUGCUUUCUCAUAGCUCCAUGAAUAAGCUUGCUCGUUCUGUACUCUUUAGCUUUAUGACUUACCUUUAUUCUAUUCUGUAGUCAUGCUAUGUCAUGUUAGUAACGGUUAUUCUUCCGUGGUGGAGUUUUAUUCAUUCCGUGCUGUAUGGCUAAGCUGUGCCUCUGUGCUGUAGGCUCUUCUCUUACCCCAUCACCUCCUCUAACUUCUUGUAUCUUUUUUGCUUCAUGAACAAACUGUAUUGUGUUUGGCUUGGUCAUUGUCAGGCUCCUUCUUUUAUAUUUCUGGGCGUGUUCCAUUCUCAACCCAUUCUUUGCCAAUCAAGUGCCAGUCAUUUUAAUUGGUUACCCAGGAGAUGACCUUUCAUUUUCCACUAAAAGAUCUUUUUCUGCUGCCUUUUCUUUCUGAGCUUCAGGAUGAGUACUCUUUCUCCAUUGUGUGUAUAAUGCAGGAUUCAAACAUGGGGGGCUAAACACAGCUACUGAAGUGAUCUAUUUCAUUGCAGUGGCAAAGUCGCUCUUUGUUACAACUUUUUAUCCAAGAAGCAUUUUGUGUGUUUGUGUUGGAGCAGUGACACACUAUGGCCAAAAUACUGCACCCGUCUGACGUCAUAUUGAAUCCAAUUCCUGAGCUGCUUCUUUUUCUCUUUCACUCGCACAGUCCUUCGUUUUGUGCCCCUGCCCCGAGCUCUUGGCACCAGUAUCAGGGGGCAGCAUGGGGAGCACAGGACAGGGGGUAGAGAUGAUGGUCAAUAUAGAGCAGAGGAGGCCCAGGCUUUACUCACUAACUUUUACUGAGUGAGUACUAGUUUUAGUAGUGCCAGAUACAAUGCCAUUGGUUAAAUGGAGGGGGUAUGUGACAAAGUGCAAGGUCUAUUCUCAUUGUAAAUUGAGUUUUCUUAGGGGUGGCUGAUUACCCCAAAAGGGUUCAAUGUAAGCACCUAUGAAAGUGAUGGGAGCUGAGGAUCAGUAAAAUAUAGAUACAUGAAGAAAAGAAGCUGAGGUUACAGUUCGUUGCAUAAUUAAUGGCGCUUUCCCCCCGAUCUUCAUGAAAACUGUGUGUGAAGUCAGGGGCCACCUUGCUGCACUGCCCCAGACCCUGCUUGUUUAGCAAAUAAUGCAUAAAGUGGGCCAUUUGGGCACAUCGCCCCCCCAAUAAUCGACCCCACCCUCCAUCACCCUGGGAAGAUCCAGGACCUUUGCACUAGGAUUGUAUUUGCACUCGUCUCUUUAUCCAUGUCCCCUCCCCAGAGCUGAGAGGGAGAAGGGGCUUCUGUUAGACGGGAAUGAGAGAGGACAUCAGUGCUCUUCACUAGGCAACGUACAAGGGCUGCACUUUGCUUGGGCCCUGCUGGCAUUCGCACACGGACUGCAGUGGGGGGGGGGGGCAUUUUCAUGACACACACCCCCAGAUGCCUUGUUGUGGGAUGAUUGCUUUCAUGGUUGGUCACAAUGACUCCAUAACUGAGCAAUCCUGGCCAAUCAUGUAGUGAACUGUAGGGUUCCCUUAGCAAGUUGUAAUACAGGAGCCUCGACAUUCCGCCCCAUGUACUGACUAGUGGCCAGCUACCAGUGCAGGGGCCCCAUUCUCUCCCAGUGCUUGGGCCCCAUUAUCUCCCAGUGCAGGGGCCCCAUUCUCUCCCAGUGCAGCGGCCCCAUUCUCUCCCAGUGCAGGGGCCCCAUUCAGGGGCCCCAUUCUCUCCCAGUGCAGGGGCCCCAUUCUCUCCCAGUGCAGGGGCCCCAUUCUCUCCCAGUGCAGCGGCCCCAUUCUCUCCCAGUGCAGGGGCCCCAUUCAGGGGCCCCAUUCUCUCCCAGUGCAGGGGCCCCAUUCUCUCCCAGUGCAGGGGCCCCAUUCUCUCCCAGUGCAGGGGCCCCAUUCUCUCCCAGUGCAGGGGCCCCAUUCUCUCCCAGUGCAGGGGCCCCAUUGUCUCCAGUGUGUGGGGCAUAUCUGGCAGUGCCUUGAUGUUCAUAAGAGAAGGGGCUAUUCUCGUCCCUGUCAGUACUAACAUACAAUGAGAUCAUGUAUAAUGCGUGUGCGUGUGCAUAUAGCACUGUGCUGUCUGUAACACUAUUCUGUACAUUGCAGUUGUCACUAACACACCAAUAAACAUUCAUUCACUCCCA
This is a messenger RNA of Xenopus laevis (African clawed frog), 5675 nucleotides long. It is a transcript of the gene syt11.S, whose product is annotated as synaptotagmin 11 S homeolog. NCBI's taxonomy places the organism in Eukaryota, Metazoa, Chordata, Amphibia, Anura, Pipidae. The record is from RefSeq and is a predicted model, not a curated record. Gene Ontology annotation, molecular function: calcium-dependent phospholipid binding; SNARE binding; phosphatidylserine binding. Gene Ontology annotation, biological process: negative regulation of secretion by cell; vesicle fusion; calcium ion-regulated exocytosis of neurotransmitter. Bases 132 to 1424 code for a protein of 430 amino acids. Gene Ontology annotation, cellular component: plasma membrane; axon; presynapse. The transcript has 4 exons.